GGUUCGUACUCUACAGGACUUGGAAUAAGAAGAGGAGAUUCCCACUCAUAAAAAUGGCAAAAGAUAAGGUCACUGGGACCUUGGUUUUCACUGUGUUUACCAUCAUGCUGAGUUCCUUCCAGUUUGGAUAUGACAUUGGUGUUAUCAAUGCACCUCAACAGAUAAUAAUAUCCCAUUACAGAUAUGUUUUGGGUAUGCCACUGGAUGACCGAAAAACUCUCAACAACUAUGCUUUCAACAGUACAGAGGAAUUGCUGCCUACAGACUCAAGCCCUCCAAUUUCAACGCCAGCUGCUGGGAGUGAGGAAGAGACAUCUGCCUCUACUGGCAUUGUCAUCAUGUUCUGGUCCCUGUCGGUAUCCAUCUUUGCAAUUGGAGGAAUGAUUGCAUCAUUUUUUGGUGGAUGGCUUGGGGACCGACUUGGAAGAAUCAAAGCCAUGUUGCUAGCAAAUAUUCUCUCAUUAGCUGGAGCGCUCUUGAUGGGAUUUUCAAAACUGGGACCAUCUCACAUUUUUAUCAUUGCAGGAAGAGCCAUAUCAGGACUAUACUGUGGGCUAAUUUCGGGCUUGGUUCCCAUGUACAUUGGUGAAAUUUCUCCAACCACACUCAGGGGUGCUCUCGGCACUCUCCACCAGCUCGCCAUUGUCACCGGCAUCCUUAUUAGUCAGAUCAUUGGACUUGACUUUAUCCUGGGAAAUGAGGAUUACUGGCCCAUCCUGCUCGGUCUGUCUGCUGUGCCAGCUGUACUCCAGUCUCUGCUGCUCUUUUUCUGUCCAGAAAGCCCCAGAUAUCUUUAUAUCAAUUUGGACGAGGAAAAGAAAGCAAAGCAAAGCUUGAAAAGACUAAGAGGGGAUGUUGAUAUCACUAAAGAUAUUACUGAGAUGAGGAAAGAAAGAGAUGAAGCAGCAAGGGAACAGAAAGUCUCCAUUCGUCAGCUCUUCACCAGUUCCAACUACCAACAACCUAUUCUAGUGGCACUAAUGCUUCACAUGGCUCAGCAAUUUUCUGGAAUCAAUGGAAUCUUUUACUAUUCAACCAGCAUUUUUCAAACAGCUGGGAUCAGCCAACCUGUUUAUGCAACCAUUGGAGUUGGUGCUGUCAAUACAUUAUUCACUGUUUUCUCUGUAUUCCUUGUGGAGAAGGCAGGUCGGCGCUCUCUGUUCCUAAUUGGAAUGAGUGGGAUGUUUGUCUGUACCAUCUUCAUGUCAAUGGGACUUGUGCUCUUGAAUAAAUUCUCUUGGAUGAGUUAUGUGAGCAUGCUAGCCAUUUUCCUCUUUGUCAGUUUCUUUGAAAUUGGGCCAGGCCCUAUCCCCUGGUUCAUGGUAGCGGAAUUUUUCAGUCAAGGCCCACGCCCUGCUGCUUUAGCUUUAGCUGCGUUCUGCAACUGGACCUGCAAUUUCAUCGUAGCUCUGUGUUUCCCCUACAUUGCGGACUUCUUCGGACCUUACGUAUUCUUCCUCUUCGCUGGAGUGCUUCUGGCCUUUACGCUGUUCACGUUCUUCAAAGUUCCAGAAACCAAAGGAAAGUCCUUUGAGGAAAUUGCGGCAGAAUUCCGGAAAAAAGGACGAUCAACCCAAGCAGCAAAACCUGCCGUGGAAAUGAAAUUUCUUGGCUCUACGGACACUGUGUAAAGAAAACCUACCUUUUGACAUAAACAGAAAUAGGAUUUCAUCAAGUAUUACCAAAGAAAGUAUUUUUUUAAGUGAGAGAAUCUAUUUUUGAUGCUAAGACUCAGUAAUUAAAUAAACCUAAAGUCUAGCUCAUUUGCUUCCCUAAACGGCAAGUGUAAUUGUUAACUAAUAUUCGUAGUUUCAUUUUCUAUAAAAAAAUUUACCUAAAAUUUAACAAUUUCAAAGUAUGAUAUAUUAUUUCCUUAUUUGACAGUGAAGUUCAUGUUAAAAUUGCUGACUUUUAUAUUUCUCCCACUCAGUGUGUGUGUGUGUGCAUGCAUUAGGAUUUGUAUUUUGU
Messenger RNA from Sorex araneus (European shrew), 1968 nucleotides. RefSeq names its product solute carrier family 2 member 2 (gene SLC2A2). Gene Ontology annotation, biological process: D-glucose transmembrane transport. The record is from RefSeq and is a predicted model, not a curated record. Lineage: Eukaryota; Metazoa; Chordata; Mammalia; Eulipotyphla; Soricidae. Gene Ontology annotation, cellular component: brush border; membrane. The transcript has 11 exons. The coding region runs from base 54 to 1631 and encodes 525 amino acids.